CUGCUCCCUCGACACAUCUCUCCAACACGGAGAAUGUACGUUCUUCUGACUUGUUGUUGCUGUGACCCUUUUUGUGUUGCUUGGCUGUUUUUCAUUCCGGGGCCUCUUUUUGGGAGCUCUGUAGACGGCGCUUUAAGGCAAAGCACGUGUAAGCUGACUGGUAGCUUUUCUCCUGGUGUUUGCGACUGUACAGCUCAUGAAGUAUAUGAGCCUUGACCAACGAGGCCAUGUCCUGGCCGAGUAUGUCUGGAUUGAUGGAUCUGGUGGUGUCCGCUCGAAAACAAAGACACUUAAGGGAUCCGUGAAGUCAGUCGAGGAGCUUCCUGAAUGGAACUUCGAUGGCUCGUCAACAGGCCAAGCUCCUGGCGAAAACUCAGACGUCUACCUUCGCCCCGUCGCCAUGUACGCGGAUCCCUUCCGCCGUGGCGACAACAUCCUCGUCCUCUGCGAAACCUGGGACUCGGACGGAUCACCCAACAAGUUCAACUACCGCCACGAGGCCGCGAAACUCAUGCGCACCCACGCAAACGAACACUUUUGGUUCGGUCUAGAACAGGAAUACACCCUGCUUGGGCCCGAUGGGUGGCCAUAUGGCUGGCCCAAGGGUGGGUUCCCAGGUGCUCAGGGCCCAUACUACUGCGGUGUAGGAACUGGCAAGGUCCACUGCCGUGAUAUCGUCGAGGCUCACUACAAGGCUUGUUUAUAUGCUGGUAUCAACAUCUCCGGUGUCAACGCGGAGGUCAUGCCUGCUCAGUGGGAGUUCCAGGUUGGGCCCUGCGAGGGUAUUAACCUCGGUGACCAGCUCUGGAUGGCCCGAUUUCUCCUCUGCCGUGUCGCCGAAGAAUUCGGCGUCGUAAUCUCUUUCGCGCCCAAGCCUAUCCCUGGCGAAUGGAACGGUGCCGGCCUACACUCCAACGUCUCUACAGAGGCCAUGCGUGCUGAGGGUGGCUUGAAAGUCAUCGAGGCGGCUAUGAAGAAACUCGAAGCCCGCCACUCAGAACACAUUGCCGUAUACGGCGAGGGCAACGAAGACCGUCUUACCGGCCGCCUCGAGACCGGUAGCAUCGACACCUUCACCUAUGGAGUUGCUGACCGUGGUGGAAGCGUUCGCAUCCCCCGCCAGGUCGCCAAGGACGGCAAAGGCUACUUCGAAGACCGAAGACCGGCGUCCAAUGCGGACCCGUAUCAGAUUACGGGUAUUAUUGUUGAAACUCUUUGCGGCGCUUCUUAAGACUUUCAAAGAAGUUGCCAAAGGUGAAAUCGAUGCGUUUAUGUUUGGAUCACCUUUUUUUCCACCACCUUUCUUUUUAAUACCCCUCAGGCGUUGAAGUGCUGGGUGGGUGGUGUCGAUUGAAAAAAAAAUAUUUAAAAAAAAAUUUAAAAAAUCACCAGUGACGCCUUGGAUGAUUUUCAAGAUAGGGAACGUUAGGAUUGAGAUCUUCUCCUUCCCCUUCUUCCCGUUCAGCUAUGCCCCUAAAAACUAAACAAAGUAAACCUGGAUCAUUUCGCGUUUUGCCAAGUCAGUUUUCUAUCUCUGGGUGAAGCUAGUUUGUAUAUGACAGAACAAGAGAGAGCCGUCACUGUCCUUUUUUUUAAACCAUCAUCGUCUACCAUUCCACCUUUGCCAUUUUCAUUGAUAUGUAAAAUGGGCACAGGUCUCGUUUUCUGUUGUGUUUUGGGUCUUUGAUCUUUGUUGGCUUCGUUUUCGGGGUUCUCUUUUGUCUGCCCUGGUUUUUUUUUCCUUGACCAAUAUACAUAGAAUUCAGUGGUUCCAGGAGUCAAGUCGGUCGUUAUUUUUUCCUCUUACCGCCGCUUCCCCAUUCCUCUCCCCCUCCCCCCACCGAAAUCAUUCUAAUGCUAAUAAAUGUCGUGGGUCGUGGGGGUUCCAAUUUAAAUUUCCAAACUGCUUUUUUAUUCCAUCUCUUUUUUUGGAAGGGGUUUUCUUCUGGGGCUUAUUCGUGGCUAGCUUCGCCGUUUGUCAAAUAGUGUUGUCGUUUCUUGCUUCUUUUUCGUUUAUAUACACAUCUAUAGAACGAGGUAAUGAAUGGAUGAGGCUCGGGCUUCCCC
Molecule: messenger RNA, 2067 nt
Organism: Histoplasma capsulatum G186AR
Lineage: Eukaryota; Fungi; Ascomycota; Eurotiomycetes; Onygenales; Ajellomycetaceae
Product: glutamine synthetase
Exons: 4
Coding region: 197-1231 (344 amino acids)
Cellular component (GO): cytoplasm
Molecular function (GO): glutamine synthetase activity
Source: RefSeq, a predicted model, not a curated record